AUGGAGGAACAGGGGUUUCAGGUGUUUAAGAAAGCCAGUCCCAACGGGAAGCUCACCGUCUACCUGGGGAAGAGGGAUUUCGUGGAUCACAUUGACGUGGUGGACCCCGUGGACGGAGUGGUGCUGGUGGAUCCCGAAUACCUGAAGGAGAGAAAAGUUUUCGUGACGUUGACCUGCGCAUUCCGCUAUGGUCGCGAGGACCUGGAUGUGCUAGGGUUGACCUUCCGCAAGGACCUGUUUGUGGCCAAUGCCCAGGCCUUCCCCCCGAUUCCCGAGGAGAAGAAGCCCCUGACGCGGCUGCAGGAGCGGCUCAUCAAGAAGCUGGGCGAGCACGCCUACCCCUUCACCUUCGAGAUCCCCCCCAACCUGCCUUGCUCUGUAACGCUGCAGCCAGGCCCGGAGGACACGGGAAAGGCCUGUGGGGUGGACUAUGAAGUCAAAGCUUUCUGUGCCGAGAACCUGGAGGAGAAGAUCCACAAGAGGAACUCGGUGCGCCUGGUGAUCCGUAAGGUCCAGUACGCGCCAGAGCGACCUGGCCCCCAGCCCAUGGCAGAGACCACCCGGCAGUUCCUCAUGUCAGACAAACCGCUGCACCUCGAGGCAUCCCUGGACAAGGAGAUCUACUACCAUGGAGAGCCCAUCAGUGUCAACGUCCAUGUCACCAACAAUACCAACAAGACCGUGAAGAAGAUCAAGAUUUCAGUGCGCCAGUAUGCAGACAUCUGCCUCUUCAACACCGCCCAGUACAAGUGCCCGGUGGCUGUGGAGGACGCUGAUGACAUGGUGGCCCCGAGCUCGACAUUCUGCAAAGUCUACACCCUGACACCCUUCCUUGCCAACAACCGGGAGAAGCGUGGGCUGGCGCUGGAUGGGAAGCUCAAGCAUGAGGAUACCAACCUGGCCUCCAGCACGCUGUUAAGAGAUGGAGCCAACAAGGAGAUCCUGGGCAUUAUUGUCUCCUACAAGGUGAAGGUGAAGCUGGUGGUGUCACGAGGAGGCCUGCUGGGAGAUCUCGCCUCCAGUGAUGUCGCAGUGGAGCUGCCCUUCACGCUGAUGCAUCCCAAACCCAGAGAGGAACCAGCACAUCGGGACAUUCCAGAGAACGAAGCACCCAUAGAUACAAAUCUGAUAGAGCUCGACACAAAUGAUGACGACAUUGUGUUCGAAGACUUCGCCCGCCAGCGACUCAAAGGCAUGAAGGACGACAAGGAGGAUGAGGAGGAGAGGACAAACUCCCCACAGCUCAACGACAGAUAAGCGAGCCCCCCCUGCUCGCCACCCUGCCCCAGGGACACCCCUGCAUUAGGCUGCUUCUCUUUUCUAUAAUUAAUUAAUUUUG
This is a messenger RNA of Acanthisitta chloris (rifleman), 1339 nucleotides long. RefSeq names its product beta-arrestin-1. The coding region runs from base 1 to 1257 and encodes 418 amino acids. The transcript is spliced from 16 exons. The record is from RefSeq and is a predicted model, not a curated record. Gene Ontology annotation, biological process: visual perception; G protein-coupled receptor internalization; signal transduction. Gene Ontology annotation, molecular function: G protein-coupled receptor binding. NCBI's taxonomy places the organism in Eukaryota, Metazoa, Chordata, Aves, Passeriformes, Acanthisittidae.